AUGCUUGGCGAUGGGGUGUUGUUUGGCAAUCCAUCGGGCUUAUCAUCCUACCAAGCCUGCUGUGGUGCAGCUGCUCAGGCAAAUGGUGGAAAUGUCUUCACCGAUCAGACUAGAGUAUGGGUUGUUGCCGUGGUUGCCUUGACACUUUCAACCAACCUGAUUUCGUCAGGAUUACUUGCGUAUCGUAUCUGGAUGAUGGAACGCAAAGUCUCUACAGUGCACGCUACGAGCGACACUUUGAUGCCUAUUGUGCGUGUGCUUGUGGACGCCACCAUUAUAUAUUCUGGGAUGCUUCUUGUCAUGCUAAUCUGUUUCGUCUCUGAUAACAAUGCCCAGUUUAUUAUACAAGACAUGAUAAUGCCGAUCAUCCCGAUCGCAUUUUACAUGUGCAGGGAGCAACGAGAGGGAGAGCGACUUGCAGCAACAUCCUACGCAGCCUCUGCAAUUCAUACCCCGAUGGACGCAUACGGACUGUAUCUUGAACGGAGUAGGGAAUCAGGACCGAACGUUGACAUGCAAGGCGGAGUCUAA
Suillus subalutaceus is the source of this 531-nucleotide messenger RNA. RefSeq lists its product as uncharacterized. The coding region runs from base 1 to 531 and encodes 176 amino acids. The record is from RefSeq and is a predicted model, not a curated record. The transcript has 6 exons. Lineage: Eukaryota; Fungi; Basidiomycota; Agaricomycetes; Boletales; Suillaceae.